Molecule: messenger RNA, 8849 nt
Organism: Oryzias latipes (Japanese medaka)
Lineage: Eukaryota; Metazoa; Chordata; Actinopteri; Beloniformes; Adrianichthyidae
Gene: clvs2
Product: clavesin 2
Biological process (GO): lysosome organization
Cellular component (GO): endosome; clathrin-coated vesicle; membrane
Molecular function (GO): phosphatidylinositol bisphosphate binding
Source: RefSeq, a predicted model, not a curated record
CUCUUCUUUGGUGCCAUUUUCACGCCUUCCUGCUUCUCCAUCUUUAUGCCUCCUCCACCCCCCUCGGUUUGUGGGAUCUUUGUUGCAUUUUUAUUUCACACUCCACCCCCACCUUCCACCACCUCCCUUCCCCCUGCUUGUGGUGUCCACACCGACCGGAGCGCAGCCUCUCUUCAUGUCACUCACUUUCCCAGAGAACAGACGGCGGCAGCAGCAGCAGCAGGAGGAGGAGGAAGAGGAGGAGGGAGACGGUAAUCCCCCCCCCCUACCCCUUUAUCCACCCCACCCCUCGCCAAAAGCCAGAAGCGGGAGGUAGGAGGGGAACAAAACCUCUCGGGACACCUGUACCGCUCCUGCAACCGAGGAGAUGCUGUCCGAGCGCAAGGAGGUUUAGAUAAAGAAUGUAGAGGAGGAGACAAAACCAAAUCUGCGUCGAUCGAUGGUGACGGAGGCGUCGGCACCACCACCACCACCUCCUCCUCCUCCUCCAGCAGCUUCCGUCAGCCCGCGGAUGGAGACGCGCCGUCAAGGCGGAGGUGGGAUGGUGCUGAUGCUGAUUUAGCACCUGCUGCGGGCUGCUGCCGCAUUGCCUGACCACCGCCAGCGACGCCGUGGAGACGGUGAUGCUGUCGUCGUCAUUGUGUCACAGACGGACAGAGGGAAAGGAGAUGGAGGAGAGCGACCCCCAUCAGCAGGUUGGAUUUACAGCCUGAAGAACUUCCAGAUCCUCCUCCGGUUGAACUCCUAAAGAGGAAUUAGAAGUGAUUCUGCGCAUAAACGUGGCCCAUAUGUUAAUGAUGAUUCCGUGGAGAAUCCCAGCAGCAGCGUGUGUGCCACUUCAGGGUGGAUUACAGAGCAGCAGGCCUCCAGCUGGAGUCAGCUUCUGAUCACAGACAACACUUCUUUGCCCUGUUGCUUCUGGAGCUAAACAUUUUUCUCUUUCUCUUUUGCAAGCUGGAGGGACAGCUGUUGCAGAGCAUGACUCACUUACAGGCUGGCCUCUCUCCAGAGACCCUGGAGAAGGCUAAGGUGGAGCUGAAGGAAAACCCGGACACUUUACACCAGGACAUCCAGGAGGUGCGGGACAUGAUCAUCACCAGGCCGGACAUCGGUUUCCUCAGGACAGAUGACGCCUUUAUCCUUAGGUUUCUCCGGGCGAGGAAAUUCAACCACUUUGAGGCGUUCCGGCUGCUGGCACAGUACUUUGAGUACAGACAACAGAACCUGGACAUGUUCAAGAACUUGAAAGCCACUGACCCAGGCAUUAAGCAGGCUCUAAAAGAUGGUUUUCCCGGCGUUCUCUCCAAUCUAGACAAAUAUGGAAGGAAAAUACUGGUCCUGUUCGCAGCAAACUGGGACCAGAGCAGGUACACGUUUGUGGACAUACUGAGGGCCAUCUUGCUGUCUUUGGAGUCGAUGAUCGAGGAUCCCGAGCUGCAGGUCAACGGCUUCAUCCUCAUCAUCGACUGGAGUAAUUUCACCUUCAAACAGGCGUCCAAGCUGACCCCCAGCAUGCUGCGGCUGGCCAUCGAAGGGCUGCAGGACAGUUUUCCAGCAAGAUUCGGAGGGAUCCACUUUGUGAAUCAGCCCUGGUACAUCCACGCUCUCUACACCGUCAUCCGGCCAUUCCUCAAAGACAAGACCAGGAAGAGAAUUUUCAUGCAUGGAAACAACCUCAACAGCCUUCACCAGCUCAUCAACCCCGAGAUCUUGCCAUCUGAGCUCGGGGGGAUGAUGCCUCCAUACGAUAUGGGGACGUGGGCUCGAACUCUGCUGGACCAUGCUUACGAUGAAGAGACCGAUUACUGUCCGGAAUCCUACACACUGUCUGUGCAGGACCUGGAGAGAGACCUGGAGAAGAAUCUGUCCCCCAAAACCAUGAAGAGGUCUCAGUCAGUGGUGGAACCAGGCGUCCUGAAGAGACCAGACAAAGUGAAAAGUGAUGAAGACAACAUGCAGCCUUUGCUCUCGCUGGACUGAAAUUCUCAGCUUAAAGCGUUCACAAAUCAGUAUUUUCAACACACACAAACCCACAGACUGACCUGCCAGACUCAACAGGCAAACACAUUUCUCCGGCAUUCCCCUGAACUCAAGGCAAAGCCAGGGAUGAGAGGAGCACGUCCUGAGGCUGACAGAGCUGCUGACGGAGUUAUAUACAGUCUAUUUAUUUAUUUAGCUACAUGUCAAGUGCCAAUUUUAGGAAGUGUAACUGAACGUCUUGAAAUGAUCAACACGGAGCAGGGAGGACUUCUAAAGAUCAAGCAAAGCUGUUUCUACGACAAACUUUGAAGGUGCCACACUUGAAGAUGUUUCCUACAGGUGUACAGUCUGUCGUAAGGUGUGUGAAGAAACUGCAAAGAAGGAUUUGGACUACGCCUUUGAAGCAGCAGGUUUUUAUUAUAAUACUCUUUUCUUAUCUUUAUUCACAAAUUCUAGAAAAACUGACGGUUCUGAAUUAGAUGCUUGGCUUUCUUUAACAUCUUUGACAGAUUUUAGUUUAUAGUUGUUUUUCCAUUCUUAAGGAUAAUUCUUUCCCACAAACGAUUAUGCUUAUUAUCUAUUUUUCUUUUCCAGUAUCGCUCCAGUUAUUUCUUGGUGGAGCUAUAGACCUUUUCUCUCUUUUUCUGACCCACAUGUCACAGAACAGAAAGCUUUCCUCUGCUGUUGGAGAUGCUGCAACGCUGCAGGCUUAAUUUGACCAAAAUGUGUAUUUUCUGAAUCUAUCAGGUAAAAAAAGCAAUUUCUGAAGGGCAAAGCGAGUAUUAAAUUGGUUCUUUUUGUUUUUCUUUAAGCUAAUAAUUUUAGAGUUGAAGUUUAAUACACAAUAAUUAUUUUUGAGCACUUAAAAAUAUUUUUAAUGUGUGCAGUUUGCCAUUUGCAAGUAUUUUCUUAAACUUGCAAUUUUUUAAUUUAAAUCAAAGAUGACAAAUAAGGAUUUUUUUAGAAUUAUUAUUAAAGGAGUAAACUUAGUAAGAAAGUUAAAAAAAAAUCAUUUUCACAUUUUAGUUAACCAGCAUGUUAAAUAUUCAUCUUCAAUGUUUGGUAUGACAUCAUUUUUUUGUAUUCUGAGCUAAGAUUAAAAAUAAUUAUCUCACCACAUUUUGACAAACACAAAUCAUAUCCAAAGACUGAAAAAGGAAAAUUGCUUAAAAGAUUUGUCCUCACGGUUUCAUGUUAUGAUUUAAGUUGCAAGUAUUGUAGGUUUAGAUAACAAUCCUGACCCAUUUGCAGAACAAGUCAACGUUUAUUUAUUUUUUUUUUUUUUUUUGAUGAGACUGUAAUUACACUGGUAAGGAAAAAGUAUUUUUACAUCUAAAGUCUCAGAGUGAACAUAAAAAUUUAGUAAAAUCAAACUAACUAAUAAAAGCACCCAGAACACAGGAAAUGAAAUAGAACUAACAAUGCCAAAGUAUAUGUUAGAUUAAAACCCAUCAUUGUACUAACAGAAGAGGAAUAAAGAAAAACUCACAAAUACAUGAAUACAGUGAUGUUAUUUGAUUGGAUUAUCAAGAACAUGUUAAAAGAAAAAAAGCUAUCAGAGCAAAAACGGGUGUUCUGACAAACGAUUAUUCCGACAAAUAGGAGUAAUAACAGCUUAUUUCUCUAUAGAAGUCUGUGAGAUUUACUUCCUGUUUGGAACGCUAGAGGGGAGGGGUGAUUCAGUCUAGUUGUUAUAUGCUGUCAGUGAUUGUGACAUGUUCACUAUUCCUCUCAAUCUUUAGAACUGUGCGAGUGACGAGUUCACUCCAAAUGUUAGUGAGUCAAAACAUAUUGGAAACUUCUACUUUUCACCAUCUUCUGUCAUAUCCAUGCUCGCACCAAAGCAGGGCAGUAACAAAACGAAUAAGUAACACAACUUAUAGGAUCUGUAUGAUGGUUUACAAAGAGGCAGAUGGAUCAAACAUCCUAUUCUGUCCUGUUUGAAGCCUCAUGAUGAAGACAGUUCUCCUAUCAGAUGAUUAUUUCCCCCCAGACUCUUCCAGCAGGAGUCAUUUUUUCACUGGCAUACAUUAUUAUGUUUGCUCUGUGAACAUUCGAACUUGGUCAUCUUGUUCUGCAAAAUCCAAUUCUUCCCUAAUACAAAAGUGUAUGAGGAUAAAUCCAAUGUUUGCUUAAUAAUAGUCACACCAAAAAAACAGAUCUCUUUUCAAGAAAAACUCCUCCAGACCACCUUAAAUACUAUUUUCAAACCCCACAUUUCAAAAUGCAAGUUUCCACUAUCUAACACAUUUAUUUUAUUUGUUAGCAAUACUAAUAUAAAGUAGUAAAGUGACUUUAAACAGUUUAAUUUAUCCUGUGACAGUUUGUGAAUAACUUUUCCUUGAGGUGCCAGUCAGGAUAUAUUGUGUAUAGCGAAGGUAAAAUACUUUAUUCACAGUUUUAUUUGAGAUGGUCCAUAUUUACGUGGAAGAGUUUUAACUAAUUGAUGGUUCAGACAGAAAUGUAUCAUUGAACUAAAUGUAUAUCUUUACUAAUAGGAUUGUCAAGGAACUUUAUGUUUUUAUAGAUGAGGAACUUAACUGAACCACAAUGGAAACUUUGGGUUUAUCUCUUAAUUAAUAGGGCAAAAGGAAAAAAACCCGCAAAACCCCCACCAUUUGUGCAGCCAUGUUUAAAGCUGUUGGUUUUAGAUGUUAAAAUGACAUAUUUCUGUCUUCUGCUUUUCCAUCAAUGUUGUAGUUUUGGCUUAUUUUGGAUGUACUGCAAGUUGAUGGUGGAUGCUGGAUGACUCAGUAAUAUGUAAAUAGGAAGUACUCUGAAUGACAGGCAGCCCCAAGCGUAAAGAAAGGCCUCCAAACAAGUGUUUUCAGGAGCAAGAUUGUUUUUUUUUUAUCCAGUUGGAGACAAAAUCAGUUAUUUAAAGAGACAAACUAGCUGUUUUUUUAUGCUUCACUAGUUUUUUUUUGAAGGAAAAAGCUGUUUUGAUAUUUCCGGUCAUUCGCUGCAGACAUAAAAGGUGCAGAGAUGUGAGAACCAAAGGUUUAGAAGGAAAACUGACUUUGAUGAGUGCAACAGCACUGAGCUGGGCAGGCAAGCAGGCAGCCGAGCAGAUCACAGCAAAGCUGGGAGGCAGGAUGCAUAAAGUGGCCAGCUGCAACCGGAGCAGACAGCUUGAAUGUUGAACUAUCGCACCAGCAUGCACAGCGUGUCAGCACUGCUUAGAGCCGCCACCGCUCUGAUUGUCCCUUCAGUUCACCCUGCAGAGGCGACAAUGACACUGGGUCUCAACUCCCAUUGCAAUCAAUUACCUCCCAACUAAAGGUUAUUUUGAAAUACAUUUUCUGGUGAAAUAUGUAACAAAAUCAAACUUAAUUAUAAAAAAGUGGAUAUUUAUCUAACAAGGAAAUAUUUGCUUUUGGGUCACAUGUUUUUGAUUAGUUAAUUAUUCAUUGGUUAGAUGCAUUCGCUCAAAGCCACGACCCACAUCCAGACAGGUUGAAAUGAAACAUAAUUAUGGGAAAAAGAAAAAAAACAACACCAGAAAACCUAAAACUUAAGAAUUGAAUUAGACAAAAUUGGAUGAAUUAAAACAAAAUAAAAAAGCCCAAAUAGGGAAAAUAUUACAAUACUGGAAAACAGAGAAAAUGUAAGGACUUCUUUUCUUACUGAUUUAAGUUAAAGACCCACUCUGAUGAUCUUGUUGUUUUUUUUACAAGUUCCUGUGGCAUUUUUCUGAUGCUGGAGAAGAAUAAAUUAAAAGAAUAAGCGUAAAACAGCAUUUCUCAGGACUUCUAUGUUUAAAUUUUGAAUCAGGAGCUGACGAGAAAAAUGCUGUUUGAAAAAGAUCGUAUUUGUUAUAUAGAAAAUACGAUCCCCCCAACAGCUCAGAGAUUUACCUUACUGACCUCCUGUCUCCAAGCUUUGUCUCCUAGAAAACAACACCGAUUUUAUUUAUUUUUUACAUUUUGGCUAAAAAUGGCAUAAUCCUAAUUGAAAUAACAUUGGUAAGGCUUUGAAAGUAGAUGAAAAGUUGAUUGGAGAGGCUAAACGAGGGACAGGUGAGGUGAUUACCGAAGACCAGUGGAUACCCUUGUUGAUGUGACAUUUAAAAAAACAGUCAGUGUUACCACAGACAAGUUUGUGAUCCUCCACAUCCACAACUAGUAUUUAACGCAGAAGCUCUACAUUUUCUUCAAUAAACCUCCUGAUUUAUCUUUAACUUGAUUUUUAUUCACUACCACCAAACAAUCGAACACAGAAUGUCUUCAAAAGAGUACGCUGUCAGGUGUUCGUGUCUGUGUUCACGCCAAUCUUCAAUGUGUUUUUUGUAGUAUUAAUACACACACAGUAAUCGAAAAGAGAUGGUAGCUCUUGAAAAGUCAGAAAUGAAAAUCUAAUUCCCACAUGGCCCCCGUAGAUGCUUCCAGUUCUUAGGAUCCAACGUUUACAUGGCACCCUUCCUUCUUCUGCUUGAGUUUUUAUUUCUUUUUAAAGACCUAAUCUCAGUCUGUUGGUGUUUAAACCAAUGAAAUCACUUAAUCUAAAAUUUUAUUAUAUAUAGAACUUAUCUGGUGAUGCUUCACCAAACAUGCACGUUUUUCUUUUAAUCAAAACUGUUAUUUAUCUGUUCAUAAUGCAGGUGCCGGAUGUGUAUUAGUUCGAUGAAGUGUAAACCGAUUUAUCAGUUAAGCAUCCGGUUUUAUUUAUAAUGUUUAGCAUUUUGAAUGUUUUCUAUAAUCUUGUUUUGUUUUUCUUAUAUGGAUCAAUGAUUUGGUGAAUGAAUUCUGAAACCAGCAGCAGAAAAUCCAGUGGUAUGGAUAAAGUUAACAAUCCAGUUUCCUUUUUGAAAAGCCAAAAUGUUUCUGAAAUUGAACGGUGUCAGAGGUUUAUGUCUUUACUGUAGAUAAACACACAUUGUGUAAUGUUAGCAUUUAAUCCCUUUAACACCGGAGAUGUCGUCGGCAACACCUAAAUAGCCCACGCUUUUUGACGUACCGUCACUCUUUGAUGGUUUACAUGACCAACAUCAAUCAGCUGAUUGUGUAGCGUGGAAAAAAUGCGCUGAGGUGUUGCACAUCAGCGCAACAGAAUCAGCUGAUUUACAUUAAUUGCUGAAGUACUUCACUACUGUAAGCUGUUGCAUACAAAGCUGCUUUUCUCCACUUCAGUAUCCACUUGAAUUAUGGUAAUUGCGUAAACGGUUGAAGACUUGGGCUAGUCAAAAGAAUGUCAAUUUAGCAAAAGCUCCAUGAAUACCUCCAUGAAAGCUGACACGGCUUUCAUGGAGGUAAUGAUGCGUUCUUCUUAUAAACUACAAAAUCAAUGUCUGUAAUUCUUCCUUUGAAAAAGACAGUUUGGUAUAAUACAAGCUAAUCUUACUAAUAAUUUAAUAAGCCUUGGUCACAACUGCACUCACGGGGCUAUACAGGCUGACCGAGGGGAAGAAAUGGGAAAUCCAGUAGUAGUGAACACUUAUCAAAUGUGGAAAGAUAAAGAAUGCGUUGAGCAGGUGAGACAGAGGUGUGUCCUAUGGAUUUUUCAUUUUUUUAGCCACCACCUCCAAGCCCGACAGUGCUGUUCACGUGAUAAGCAGCCCUCCUUGCUGCAGCCUGUUAGAAAUGAGGAAACUAGACAAUCAGUGUGUAGUUUUUGUAAACAUCCUAUGGGAGUCCUACGGGCACUUGUGUAUCAGUGUGCGCGCACGAUUUGUGUCAUAAGUGUGUGGAACUUACAUUAUCCUAACAAAUACUUCAUGAUAAACCUACCGCAUGCACGACAAUGGUACAGUCCAUUUUCAGGAUGUCCGUUAACGGUGGCGCACAAGACUCGAUGGAACUGCAAGACACACCUGUCGCUCCUGUACAUCCCUCUACAGGCCUGUAUACUCCAAAACCGGGACAACCUCCCGCACGGGUGCAUGUGAUUGAGGCUUUACACUGGCACAAAACAGAAAAAUGUAAACAUUAUGUUUCUUGUCAGAGUGUGUACACAAAAUAAUGUACAAGAGGUACAUGAUAGUUUACAACUACACAUGAAGAUACAACAACAAAUAACACUGAUCAGGGAUCGAUGUCCAUCCAGAACCAACAUUUGCAUCACGUCUUUUAUUUCCUCCAAGGUUUAAGGUGUGAUUUGCUUCAGAAUUGAUUGUGAAAUUGCAGUUUUCAUCAUUUCUGCUACAUUUUUUAACAUUCAGUUACUGACUUUUUUCCAGUUUAGAGCUAAAUAAUUCUCCCUGUGUGAUAAACAGGAGGACGUCACAAAACAAUCCCACUGUAGAAACUGGAUAUCCAUAUAAUCUCAUUCAAACAUUUGGAAAAAUGUAUACCAAGUGUGUUAUUUACUAACAACAUUGGUCAAUUAAUUCACACAAAGAAGAUCUCUGAAAAAUAAUGUGAUUUUGUUUUUUUUAGCCAUGAAUUUGUUUCCAGGGACUUUUCCAGACUUGAAUGUUUCUUUAGUUUUGAAUGAAACACAAGAAUUUUCUUUGUAACAAGGUGAUGUUUGACCUAGAAAGUUGAUUUCUCACUGACCUUAAUGCUAUUGUUAUCUCAGCCAAAGCCACUUAUUCCACGGAAAUGCAAUGUGUUGUUCCCUAAAAAUCCAGCAUUUCUUCUCUAAAGACACUGAAUGACCUUUUUCUUUAACCGCUAAAGAUUUUCUGACAAAUAAAUGUGAUAAUUUCAUUUUCAUAUCACUGUUCUUUGAUUGUAUAGUAGAUAUAGGAGCUGUAGAAAAACCAAACUGAAGCUGAAUUGUGAAGUUAAUAUGGUAAGGCAGUAUUCAAUAUGAAGAAACCUGUUCAGUUAGCAGAUGAAAAAUGUAUAAAUGUUCUCUAAGAAAAUUUGCUGAGAUGUAAAAUGAUAAAAAAUAAAUAUGGACACAACCAUUUCCAACAUUGGUAUUUG